GCUGCAUUUUAUGUUUUAUUAACGUCAAUAGAGAAAAAAAAAGAGGCUGAUGAUGGAAUGGCUGUUAUGAUGUAAGAGAUGAUAGGAACUAACUUGUUUUUUGGACCUUCCAUGUACCUAUUAAUGGAUUAAAAAGUACAAUGUGUCAUUUUUUACUAAAUACAGUAUUGGCAUUGGCAAUGCUGCAGUGUAAGAGGAAUAAAACACUUUGGGAUGUGACUAAUGGUGAAAAGGCAGCACUGGAGUUUCUGGAGAGUGGGAGUCAUUUAAAAAUUUUAAUCAUUAUGUGCAUUAUGUUAUUAUGUAAUCCUUAUGUUGUUGUUGUUGUUGUUAUUAUUAUUUUAUUUUAUUUUAUUUUUAAACAAAUCUCUUGAAGGCUAAUUCUACCCUGAUGUUUUACAUGCAUUUUGUUUGUGUGUCCCAAGCAGCCCAGGUAUGAAUUCUUUACCACCUAUACGAGAAGACAGGAUCAUCCGUGAGCUCCCACUGUAUUUUAACAGAGAUGCUGCAGUGCACACCAAAGCCGACUUCCACGUUACUGUUCAAAAUGCAAGUCAGAGGUCAGACUCACUGAGAUUCACCGUAGCCAAAGUCAUAGUUGUGGGUGAUGUCGCUGUGGGGAAAACAAGUUUGAUCAGCAGGUUUUGCAGGGACACUUAUGAGAAAGGCUACAAAGCCACCAUUGGAGUGGACUUUGAGAUGGAGAGGUUUGAAAUCCUGGGAGUGCCUUUUAGUCUGCAGCUGUGGGAUACUGCAGGUCAGGAGAGGUUUAAAUGUGUUGCUUCCACCUACUAUAGAGGAGCACAAGCCAUCAUAGUGGUGUUUGACUUAAGCAACUACUAUUCCCUUGACCAUGCAAGGCAGUGGCUUGAAGAUGCCAUGAUAGACAAUGAUCCUUCCAGUGUGUUGCUCUUCCUCGUAGGGACGAAGAAAGACCUGAGUCCUCCAGAUGUGUUGGCUCAAAUGGAGCAAGAGGCCAUCAGGUUAUCAGAGGAGAUAAGAGCCGAGUACUGGGCCGUGUCUGCUUUGUCAGGCGAGAGUGUGAGGGAUUUCUUUCUCCGGGUUGCAUCACUGACCUUUGAGGCACGUGUAUUAGCUGAACUGGAGAGGAACAAUAAUAAACAAGUGGACGGUAUUGUUAAAAUCACGGAUCACGAUGAUGACAAAACAUUAAAGAAGAAGCAUGCAAACUGCUGUAGCUAAGAGAACUGAGAAGCAGGACCCGUGUGUGUGCAUGAACAUCUCAGGACAGAGACAGAAUCACAGAUCAACACAGCGUGACUACAGACUGCGGCAUCGGACACAAUCUCCAGCGCUACUGAAGCGCGUGACCUUGUUGAGCUGCUAAUCCUGAAGCUGCAGACUAUGAGCAGAGGAUUGGGCGUUUUUUUCCCCCCACAAUAAAGGACUCUUGGCGAGAAAAUCUCCUGAAAUAUUUUGCUGAGUUUUGCCACACUGCUGUGCAGGGACUUAGAAAUUUGAAGUUGCUUUAUUUAAUAUAAAGCAGUUUUGUCAUUUGAGUACAUUUUAACUAAAGAAAAGCUGUUUUGCAAAGUGAAAAAUGUCCCUCAGUCUGAAUCAAUAUUAUAAUAUAUAGAAAGUAUACUACAUUAUAUGCAUGUCACUUGUCACUAGUUUUUCAACGUCUAGGUUUUUAAAAUUCUGUUUGUUUUAUAUGAGAUUUGAAAUGUCCUUCUCUACAACAGCUUUAUUUCCUAUCAGGAUGAGCAGCUACAUUUAUGUACACUGGUUUAAUUAUUGCAAAUUUAAAAACAAAACCUAAAUAGCAAUAAUCAUAGUACAGUGAAUGCAGAGUUGUGUAUGCACAGACUGCAUUAGAUGUUAUAUCAUCCUCCUUAAAGGCUCUUUGAGGAUUUUGCACUGGCAGAUUUUAAGUGAAGUCUUUGUUUUCUUUACUGCAUCAUGUGUUUCUUUGUCUAAUAUGAGACACACGCUAGUACCCGUGACCAGAAACUGCGGAUCACUGGAUUCCCAGCAUGAACAUAAUGGAGGGAUUAUUUCGCAGGGCAUGGAAUUACAGAAAGCACAGUGACAAGGAUUUUCAUUCAGGUGUCUAACAAAUAGUAUAAGAGUUUGAUUGUAAUUGUGACAUUAAGGUGAUAUGCAUUAAUGCAUGGUCAUAGAAGCAAUCAUAUUAUGCAACAUUAAAAUGUUAUGCCAAUCAUUUUGUAGGCUAAAAAUAAUGCUAUAUAUUCUGGGCUGGUCUUGUUUUGGUUACAUCUUCUGUUUCUUUGCAUCGUUGCUAUAAAAAUACCAUGCCAUACCUUGGUGAAUGAUUAAAACAAGACAUUACAAUUAGAAAUGCGGUCACAUCAGUCAAGUGUAGUAGUAAAAAUGUCAAAACUCAGCAGUAAUAUGUUUAUUUCACUGUUUAUGUCCACAUGUGACCACUGCAUCAUCUUAAAAUGAGCAAAAUUGGAGAAGGUUUAUGUUUUGCCCACUUUGGCACAUCCUUGUCUUUUGAUCAUGUACCU
This is a messenger RNA of Ictalurus furcatus (blue catfish), 2495 nucleotides long. RefSeq names its product RAB34, member RAS oncogene family b (gene rab34b). Gene Ontology annotation, molecular function: GTPase activity; GTP binding. The transcript has 10 exons. Gene Ontology annotation, biological process: endocytosis; phagosome-lysosome fusion. The coding region runs from base 436 to 1203 and encodes 255 amino acids. The record is from RefSeq and is a predicted model, not a curated record. Lineage: Eukaryota; Metazoa; Chordata; Actinopteri; Siluriformes; Ictaluridae.